This is a messenger RNA of Exophiala mesophila, 2128 nucleotides long. RefSeq lists its product as uncharacterized. Gene Ontology annotation, cellular component: membrane; glycosylphosphatidylinositol-N-acetylglucosaminyltransferase (GPI-GnT) complex. Lineage: Eukaryota; Fungi; Ascomycota; Eurotiomycetes; Chaetothyriales; Herpotrichiellaceae. The record is from RefSeq and is a predicted model, not a curated record. The transcript has a single exon. Gene Ontology annotation, biological process: GPI anchor biosynthetic process. Bases 95 to 1960 code for a protein of 621 amino acids.
GGCAAACCACCCUGUGCCUAUCUCGAACAAGUCCUGACGUGUUGCGGACUCACAUACUCGGCAAUGGUGUCGAGGUAACAGUGAGAGGCGCAGCAUGGCGCCGUCAGCAUCAUCUCUUACCUCGUCUGCCACGACCUCGACCACGAGUGAAACCACGAGUGAAACCACCACGGCAAGCGCGAGCAGUCCCUCUCGAAUCCCAUCUCCCGCCCCAUCUCUCAUCCCCCCUCCGGUUCCCGUCGAGACACAUCCAAAUCGCGGCAAACCCCAGGUUGUCAGAGGCCUCUCUGAUCCGAGUCGACUCGCGCCCGAAGAUGCAUACAAGCCUUUCUCCCCGCCACGGUUACGACCUGUUCAUGAGAUCAGCGGUUCGGCGGCGGCAUCGUUAGCUGCUGCGGCGCUACGACCAGCGGUCGCCUCAUUACGGGCGCCUCCUGCUAUACCACCGGUUGCAGCCAGGCUAGCGGAGGAAAAGAGGAGGGCGGCCAGUCGGCGGAGGAAACAACCUCAUGUGUGGAAGAAGUUACUUUGGAUCAAACAACAUGGUUUCCCGGAUAAUUACACCGACACGGAAACUUUUCUGGACCAUUUGCAGAGGAAUCCAAGGUUGAGGCCAUAUGACUUUUGGCCGCUCGUGGCAGACUCGACGGUCAUUGUCCAACAUGUCGCAUCCGUCGCGAUUUAUAUUUGUGCCUAUGCCGGCAUCUACCAAGAUCGACUUUCUCCGGUCGCCGUGGUGACGUGCGGCUCGAUCGCAACAAUUGUGGGAUGGGUGCUGUGGGACGGUUGGAUGGGACAGGAAGAGCGGGAGGAAUUGGCGCAGAGUUUCAAGGCCAAAAGGCAGUCCCUCGACGUGGAUGACCGAUCAAGCACAAGUUCUGGAGACUUGGCCAAGCCGGUGUUGAACGGCAAUGGCCAUGUCAAUGGAUACGCCAAUGGGCAUGCUAAUGGAUAUUCAGCCGCGUCACUGAAUGGGCGUGGUAGUGGACUGAGAUUGUCGACCAAGAAUCUGGCGGUCAAAAACCAUCAACAUAAAGUCGCCAGCAAGCACACGCAGUCACUUUCCAAAUCAUCUUUUCAGUCCAUCUCUCCAAUUGACGGUCUGAAUGAUAAUGCAAUCGAGGCAUUUCCCAACCUCGCGCCAUCCGUGUCCCUACCGCAACUCCCACAGUCACCCACCAGCACACCAUCGCCGACCAACCUCUCCCCUCGGUCUCAGGCACGUCGGAAAACGUUCAAAUCUGCAUGUCUGAUCUACUUUGCCCUGCUCGGACUGUCGCCAAUCCUAAAAUCCUUGACACAAUCGACGUCUUCAGACUCCAUCUGGGCUCUGGCCACGUGGCUCUUGAUCAUCAACAUUUUCUUGUUCGACUAUGGGAGUCUUUAUGUCCCUGCCAAAGCGCAAGCCGUCCCCGUGUCGCCGGGAGCAUCCAAUGCGCUUUCAUCCAACGCGAGUGGUUCCCUGCACACUUCGACACGGGCUCCUCCAUUUCCAUCGUCACUUUCCACAAACGCGGCUUUGAUGGCCAGUACGGUGUUGGCUUCGCGUCUUGUGACCACCACCGCUGUGUUUAGUCUGUCCUUGUUCUCCAUCCAAGUUUUUGGGCUGUUCCCCGUGUUUCGGCGGCAUCUCAGGCACAAGUCAUUCAACUCACAUUUGUUACUGACGGUCGGCCUGGUCGUCAUGUCGACGUGCGGUUUGGGUCUGAUUCUCUCACAGUCAUAUACUCACACCUACGGAGACUGCGGGUAUUGCCUCGGGUGGAUUUGGCAUGUCAUUUUACGGAGCACGAUAGGUUUAUCUAUAGGUGGGUUCAGUACGGCGUUUGUCAUGGGAGGAUGUUCGUGGUGGUUGAUUGGAUUGCAACGAUACAAAAAUGUGGUCAUUGGGCCCUGGGAUCCGGCCAAGCCAGUGCUCGCGGGGGGAGGGUACGGAAGAAGUCGAACAGGGACCGAUUGAGAUUAGAGGUUUGAGCAGAUGAGCCAGGAUGGAUUCAGAGGUAGAGAUGUAGGAGACAUGGUAUGUGGUCCGAUCGCGGCGGUGACUGUCCAAUUGGAGAUAGAUCUAUAGAUCCGCUCAGUACAAUGGCAUAUGCACAGGACAUGGCUUACAUACCCACAUAUGGAG